AAGAAGGAACCAUUGAUGUUUCCUGUGUUUCCUAUCGGAAUGUUAUCCGAGACGAGCAAGUGGUGUUCAAGUGGCCUCUCCGAACUGUUUCACCCCUCUCCUCCCUCUUCAAACAAACAAGAUGAAUAAAGAGGCAAGAGUGAAAGCGUCAAUAAACCAGAAGCUGACAGAGUUGGGAGAAAGAGAGAGACUAAAAGAGUUACUGAGAGCUAAACUCACUGAGUGUGGAUGGAAAGACCAAAUGAAGGCUCACUGUAAAGAUGUCAUCAAAGAAAAAGGGUUGGAGCAUGUUACGGUGGAGGAUCUUGUUGUGGAGAUCACUCCUAAAGGACGAGCAUCUGUGCCAGACAGCGUCAAGAAAGAGCUUCUACAGAGAAUAAGAGCCUUCUUGGCUCAGCAUGCCACAUGAUUUAAGCUUUUCAGAGCUCUUGCCAAAUCUAUUGUGUACCUCUUUUUUUCAUAUAGAUUUACUUGAAUUUAAAGCAGGUCUUUUUCAUUAUCUUUCAUUUUCAGCGACCCACAGUUCUGUCACACACUCUGCUGUUCAGUUGCAUGUUUUUAUUUCUCUGUUCACUUGAAAUGAUUAAAUAUUUUUAAAUCUA
Menidia menidia (Atlantic silverside) is the source of this 602-nucleotide messenger RNA. NCBI's taxonomy places the organism in Eukaryota, Metazoa, Chordata, Actinopteri, Atheriniformes, Atherinopsidae. The record is from the annotation of a GenBank genome assembly.